Messenger RNA from Saitoella complicata NRRL Y-17804, 444 nucleotides. RefSeq lists its product as uncharacterized. The transcript has 2 exons. The record is from RefSeq and is a predicted model, not a curated record. Gene Ontology annotation, molecular function: peptidyl-prolyl cis-trans isomerase activity. Bases 1 to 444 code for a protein of 147 amino acids. NCBI's taxonomy places the organism in Eukaryota, Fungi, Ascomycota, Saitoellomycetes, Saitoellales, Saitoellaceae. Gene Ontology annotation, biological process: protein peptidyl-prolyl isomerization.
AUGUUUUUCACCAAGUAUAUCGUACUUGCGCUCUCUGCUGCUGUUGCCGCUGCUUCUGCCACUAAGGAGCCUCCUACCACCCUUCAAAUCGGUGUCAAGCAUCGCGUUCCCGAGGAGGAAUGUCUCAGGAAGACGAAGAACGGAGAUCAGCUUGCCAUGCACUACCGUGGUUCUCUGUUUGAUUCUGGAAAGGAGUUUGAUGCGUCUUACAACCGCGGAAGGCCUUUUGAGUUCACGAUCGGCAAGGGCCAGGUGAUCAAGGGAUGGGAUCAGGGAUUGCUUGAUAUGUGUAUUGGGGAGAAGCGCAAGCUCGUUAUCCCUCCUGAGCUCGGCUACGGCGCUCGCGGUGCUGGAGGUGUUAUCCCAGGAGGAGCCACCCUUGUCUUCGACGUCGAACUACUGGAGAUCAAGGGCUGGACUCCCCCGCCCAAGGAGGAACUCUGA